Messenger RNA from Drosophila takahashii, 895 nucleotides. NCBI's taxonomy places the organism in Eukaryota, Metazoa, Arthropoda, Insecta, Diptera, Drosophilidae. The record is from RefSeq and is a predicted model, not a curated record.
GCCACCUAGUUGAGAAUGGUUCUGCGGUUGCGAAUUUCUUCUUGUCGAGAACAUCACUUUGCAUUUAUUUAAUUUAAUCAAUUACAACCAUGGAGGACGAAGCUUGGCAGGAUCUUGUGGGCAUCAGCGCCGAUCCGCCCGAUCGACGCGACAAGUGCGAGAAGUGCAAGUGAGUGGUAAAACGACCCGCGGUGGUUUGCUGGUGUCCUGCACUGCCGCAUCCACCAGAGGCGGUGGCCUCGCAGAUUGUGAUCCUGCAACAUCCCGCCGAGGAGAAGAGAUCGUUGCGCACAGCUCUGAUGCUCCAGUUAGGCCUGGAGCCGGGGAAAUGUGUGGUCUACAAGGGCAAGCGUUUUCCCAACAAAAACCACGCUGACCUGCAGGGGAUUCUCGACUCGCCGCAGACGCUACUCCUGUACCCCAGCCGGGAUUCGGUACCGCUGGAGGAGGUGGACCACAGCGCCGGUCCCUACACCCUGGUGCUCAUCGACGGCACCUGGCCGCAGGCCAAGGCAAUCUACGCCAGCAGUCCUGCGCUGCACCGCCUGCGGCAGGUGAAACUCAUCGCGGUGGGCGUCAGCGACUACAUCAUCCGCACCCAACCCACGGAGGGAUGCCUCAGCACCCUGGAGACGGCGGCCCAGUGCCUGGCCGUGCUCGAAUCCCGGCCAGAGCUGCGACAAACGCUCGUGCGACCCCUGCACACGCUCUGCCAGUUCCAACUGGACAACGGGGCCGUGGAGCACCAGUCCAAGGAAUUCCUGCUCAAGAACAACCAGUACCCCAAACCAAUUGGCAAGCGGCUGAGCCGCCUGCUGAGGAACACCACGUGCGAUGGCAGCGAGGAUACGUGAUAGUGGGAGCAGGAAAACAAAGGAGCAGUUGCUUGUGCUAG